Trichomonas vaginalis G3 is the source of this 1251-nucleotide messenger RNA. RefSeq names its product heat shock protein binding. NCBI's taxonomy places the organism in Eukaryota, Parabasalia, Trichomonadida, Trichomonadidae. Gene Ontology annotation, molecular function: ATP binding; Hsp70 protein binding. Gene Ontology annotation, biological process: response to heat; protein refolding. Bases 1 to 1251 code for a protein of 416 amino acids. The record is from RefSeq and is a predicted model, not a curated record. Gene Ontology annotation, cellular component: cytoplasm; cytosol. The transcript has a single exon.
AUGGUUGUUGAUACGAAGCUAUAUGAAAUUCUUGGUGUUGAACCAACAGCAUCAGAUAGAGAACUUAAGAAAGCUUUCAUGGUUAAAGCUCGUCAGCUUCAUCCAGAUAAAAACCAAGAUGAUCCGAAUGCAACAGAGAAAUUCCAAGAGCUUAAUGAGGCAUACGAAGUCUUGAAAGAUCCAGAACGCCGUAAGAUCUAUGAUGAAUACGGUCCGGAAGGUCUUCGUGAAGGCGCUGGCCAAAAUGCAGAUUUCGGUGAUAUUCUUAGCCAUCUUUUCGGAUUCAAUACAGAUCCAAAUGCUCGUCCAAAGACACGCAACAUUAUCAAGGAAAUACCAGCUACUCUCGAAGAACUUUACAACGGCGCUGAAAAGAAGAUCACAAUUGAGCGCCAUGUCGUCUGCAAGAAGUGCAAUGGAACAGGCACAAAGGACGGCAAAGAGCCACCAGUUUGCGAAACAUGCGAUGGCCAAGGACAAGUUCUUGGCGUCCAAACAGUUCAUGGAAUGCAAAUGCAGAGCGUCAUGCCUUGCCCUAAGUGCCAUGGCCACGGCAAGAUCGUAGAUGAGAAAAACAAGUGCCCAGAAUGCGACGGCGAAGCAAUUGUUCUUGAAGAGAAGGAAUUCAUUUGCCAGAUCGAACGCGGCAUGAAGGAUGGCUCAAAGAUUGUCUUCCGCGGCGAAUCAGAUAAUAUUCCAGGCGCAGAUCCAGGAAAUGUCGUAAUUUACAUCCGUGAAGAAUCUCAUCCAGUAUUUGUACGCAGAAAUGAUGAUUUAUUGAUCGAAAAAGACAUUACACUUACAGAGGCCUUUUACGGAGCCAAAUUUGUGAUUGAUACACUCGAUAAUCGCAAACUCUUUGUAGAAACAGAUCCAAAUCAGACAAUAUCAUACUCAAUGGUCAAAGCUAUUGACCGUGAAGGUAUGCCAAUCCAAGGAAAUUCUUUCAAUCGUGGACAAUUAUUUGUUCAGUUCAAUAUCGUAUUUCCAAAGCGCGAGGCCCUUACAGAGGAAUUCAAGCAAGCAUUACUUAAAGUUCAGCCGGUAGAGAAGCUCGAUAUCAACCUCGACGACGAAAAUGUUUAUCCAGUUACGGCACAGGACGCACAGGUCGAAGAUUUCACAGAGAAUAGGGCAGAACACAGCGAGAGAAGACACGAAGCUGUCAAUUCUUCUGAUGAAGACGAGGAUGAAGGAUUUUAUGAAGAAGGCGACGAAGAAGGACAAAAUGUUGGAUGCCAACCGAUGUAA